Molecule: messenger RNA, 2540 nt
Organism: Nanorana parkeri
Lineage: Eukaryota; Metazoa; Chordata; Amphibia; Anura; Dicroglossidae
Gene: CDH7
Product: cadherin 7
Exons: 12
Coding region: 186-2540 (784 amino acids)
Biological process (GO): homophilic cell-cell adhesion; multicellular organism development; cell morphogenesis
Cellular component (GO): catenin complex; plasma membrane; adherens junction
Molecular function (GO): cadherin binding; calcium ion binding
Source: RefSeq, a predicted model, not a curated record
GGGGAUUUACAUAAUUCGUCAUUUGGCUCCACAAGAAGAGAAAUAAAGGUAUUAAAGUCUUUGUGGCUGGAUAUUUAUUUUAAGUAAUCCUCCAACAACAACAAAAAUCCUGUGUGGAAUAAUACUGGAUUUUCUAAGACAGUAUUUUGGAGCUGUUCAGUUCACAGUUUGUUAAAGAGAGAAAAAUGAAGAUGGGCAGAAAAGAAAUGUGCCACUAUCUUCAGCUUAUAGCUCUUUUCUUUUGUCUUUCUGGAAUAAGCCAAGCUGAGCUUUCAAUGUCUACAUCGAAGCCUUACAUUCAGUCUGGGAGAUCAAGAACUAAGCGGAGCUGGGUUUGGAACCAGUUCUUUGUACUGGAGGAAUAUACAGGCUCAGAUCCUCUUUAUGUUGGUAAACUUCACUCUGAUGUGGACACAGGAGAAAAUUCCAUCAAAUAUGUUUUGACAGGAGAGGGGGCAGGUACCAUUUUUAAUAUUGAUGAAUUUACUGGGGAUAUACAUGCAAGCAAGAGGUUGGAUCGGGAGGAACAAGCCUACUACACUCUUCGUGCACAAGCUUUAGACAGGCAAACAAAUAAACCUGUAGAGCCUGAGUCUGAGUUCGUCAUUAAAGUGCAAGACAUAAAUGACAAUGAGCCCAAAUUUCUGGAUGGCCCUUACAUUGCUGGCAUUCCUGAAAUGUCACCCGUUGGAACAUCAGUGCUGCAAGUAACAGCAACAGAUGCAGAUGAUCCCACUUAUGGAAAUAGUGCUCGAGUUAUCUAUAGCAUUCUGCAAGGUCAACCGUACUUUUCUGUCGAGCCAAAGACAGGGGUUAUUCGAACAGCUUUACCUAACAUGGACAGAGAAGCCAAAGACCAAUAUCUUCUGGUAAUACAGGCAAAGGAUAUGGUUGGCUUAAUGGGAGGACUAUCUGGUACAACAUCAGUCACAGUCACCCUUACAGAUGUCAAUGACAAUCCACCAAGAUUUCCUAGGAAAUCUGAUCAGUAUUCUGUUCCUGAAUCAUUGCCCGUUGGCUCAACAGUAGCUAAAAUAAAAGCAGCAGAUGCUGAUGUGGGACUAAAUGCUGAAAUGGAAUAUAAAAUUGUCGAUGGGGAUGGACAAAGUGUCUUCAAAAUAUCUGUGAAUAAAGAUACCCAAGAAGGAAUUGUUGCAAUUCAGAAAGAACUGGAUUAUGAAACGAAGACCAGCUACACACUGAGGAUAGAAGCAGCAAACAAACAUGUAGACAAUCGAUUUCUUAGUGCUGGUCCAUUCAUGGAUACAACAACAGUGAAAAUUACAGUGGAAGAUGUGGAUGAACCUCCUGUGUUUUCUCAAGCCUUUUACACAAUGGUGGAAUCUGAAUCCGCAAAGAUAGGAAAUAGCAUUGGAACUGUAAUGGCACAUGACCCAGAUUCCACAAACAGUCUUGUGAGAUAUUCAAUUGACCGUAAUACAGAUUUGGAGAGAUAUUUCAACAUUGAUGCCAACAGUGGGGUUAUUACAAUAGCAAAACCUUUGGACAGAGAGACCAAUGCUAUUCAUAACAUCACCGUUCUAGCAAUGGAGAGCCAAAAUCCAACACAGAUUGGAAAAGGCUACGUUGCUAUUAGCAUACUAGAUAUUAAUGACAAUGCUCCUGAAUUUGCCAUGGAAUAUGAGACAAAUGUUUGUGAGAAUGCUUCUCCAGGACAAGUUAUACAGGAAAUAAGUGCGGUAGAUAAAGAUGAACCAUCAAAUGGCCAUUGGUUUUAUUUCAGUUUACCUCCUGAUGCAAGUAACAUUAAUUUUACAUUACAAGACAAUAAAGAUAAUACAGCUUCAGUCAUAACAAAAAGAAAUGGAUUCCGGAGGCAAGAACAGCCUGUAUUUUAUUUACCAGUUGUCAUAGUGGACAGUGGAUCUCCGUCACUUAGCAGCACCAAUACACUUACUAUACAAGUCUGUGACUGUGAUGUUGAUGGAAUAGCACAAACCUGCAAUGCUGAAGCAUAUACUUUACCUGCUGGUUUGAGCACUGGAGCUCUGAUUGCAAUACUAGCCUGUGUUCUUACACUCCUAGUGCUUGUUCUUCUUAUUGUCACCAUGAGAAGACGUAAAAAGGAACCAUUGAUAUUUGAUGAAGAAAGAGAUGUACGAGAGAACAUUGUAAGAUACGAUGAUGAGGGAGGAGGUGAAGAAGAUACUGAGGCAUUUGACAUGACUACUUUGAGGAAUCUUAAUAUCAUCCGAGACAACAAAAGCAGGAGGGAUGUGACUCCAGAGAUUCAAUUCUUGAGCCGUCCAUCCACUAGAAGUGCUCCAGACAACUUGAUUUUUAGGGAGUUUAUUUGGGAAAGACUAAAAGAAGCUGAUGUGGAUCCUUGUGCUCCUCCUUAUGACUCCCUACAGACAUAUGCAUUUGAAGGCAACGGAUCAGUUGCAGAAUCACUGAGCUCUUUGGAGUCAGUGAGCUCCAACUCUGAACAUAAUUAUGACUACCUUAGUGAAUGGGGUCCUCGUUUCAAAAGACUUGCUGACAUGUAUGGCACUGUUGAAGACAACCUUUAUUCUUAG